This is a messenger RNA of Emiliania huxleyi CCMP1516, 1512 nucleotides long. Its product is annotated as putative DEAD/DEAH box helicase. The transcript has 4 exons. The coding region runs from base 1 to 1512 and encodes 503 amino acids. Gene Ontology annotation, molecular function: nucleic acid binding; ATP binding. NCBI's taxonomy places the organism in Eukaryota, Haptophyta, Isochrysidales, Noelaerhabdaceae. The record is from RefSeq and is a predicted model, not a curated record.
AUGACGCUGGUGCAGGAGCAGACGCUUCCCGUGGCGCUGACGGGCAAGGAUGUGAUUGCAAAGGCCAAGACGGGCACGGGCAAGACCAUCGGCUUCCUGCUGCCCACCAUCGAGCGGCUGGCUGGGGGCGGCGGCGGCCGCGGCCGCGGCGUGCGGGCGCUCGCCAUCUCGCCGACGCGCGAGCUCGCCUACCAGAUCCGUGAGGAGGCGGAGCAGCUCAUCACGUUCCACAAGCCGGCCCUCGCGUCGUACUGCGUCGUCGGCGGCACGAACGUCAACGCGGACGCCAGCCGACUCUCGUCGAGCCCGCCCGCGCUGCUGGUCGGCACGCCCGGCCGGCUCAACGACCUGCUCGCCAACCACGGCCUCGCCGGCCUCGCCGCGGGGCUGGAGGUGCUCAUCUUCGACGAGGCAGACCAGCUGCUCGAGAUGGGGUUCCGGCCCGACGUGCUGCGCAUCCUCGACGCGCUCCGGCCCUCCGCCGCCACGCGGCAGACCCUCCUCUUCUCCGCGACCCUGCCAAAGGACGUGCUCAAGGUGGCGCAGUUUGCGACGCGAGACGCGACGCUCGUCGACACGGUCGGCGAGGAGGCGGAGCAGACAAACGCGCACGUGGCGCAGAGCGUCACCGUCACGCCGCUCGCAAGCCAGGCGGCCGAGCUCCUGCUGCUGCUGCGCUCGCUCACCCUCGACCCGCCCUACAAGCUCGUCGUCUUCUUCACAUGCCCACAGGCGCGGCUGACGCAGCUCUACUCGGAGGCGUUCGCGCUCGCGGGGAUGCCGGUGCUCGAGAUGCACAGCCGCAAGUCGCAGGCGCAGCGCACGCGUGUCGCCGACCAGUUCCGCGACGGCGACAACCUGAUCAUGUUCUCGUCGGACGCGCGCGGGAUGGACUACCCGGACGUCACCGCCGUGGUGCAGGUCGGGAUGCCGUCCGAGAAGGCGCAGUACAUCCACCGCAUCGGCCGCACCGGCCGCGCCGGCAAGGCGGGCGGCGGAUACCUGCUGCUCGCGGAGGAGGAGGCGCCCUUCCUCCGCCUCGUUGCGGACCUGCCGAUCAGCAGCCGGCGGGCGGCGACCGCCGCCGACGCGGCGGCGGCCGGGCAGGCGAUUGGCGCGGCGCUCGCGCAGGUGCCCGCCGGCACAAAGCAGUCUUCGUACAGCGCGUGGCUCGGCUUCUACAACACCUUCAGCAAGCGGCUCGGCUGGUCCAAGGAGGAGCUGGUCCGUCGCGCCAACGUGUUCGCUUCGACGGUGCUGCAGCUCGACUCGCCGCCCGCCCUCGAGGCGAAGACGGUCGGGAAGAUGGGACUGAAGGGCGUGCGCGGGCUCAUCAUCGGAGGCGGAGGGGGCGGCGGCGGCGGCGGCGGCGGCGGCGGCGGCGGCGGCGGUGGCGGAGGCCCGCGCAAGACGAUCGACAAGCGAGGCGGCAAGGGGGGAGGAAAGGGCGGAGGAAAGGGCGGGUGGAAGAAGGGCGGCAAGGGUGGUGGAAAGGGCAAGGGGCGGAGGUGA